AUGGCAAAGCUUAGAGUCCCAUCGUGGAUGUCCUCCGAGCGCAGCGGAUCUACAGCCAGCACGGAUGUCGCCAAAAAGAGACUCAGUCGGCGAUCUUUUCCUGGGCUUUCUCCUGUAAGGUCGAAAGACGAGUCUUUACAAAAGAAGGAAGAAGAGCAGAAUGAAGUCACAGAAGUAGAAUCUGCCGACUCUCGAAUGCUUGUGCUGGCAGAAAUCAUCCGCGUUGAAACCGAGAAGCUGCAAACGUACCUCAAGGCGAAUGGAAUAGCUCAGCCAAGUCUCAGCGUCGAUGGACCAGACGAUUUCCCUCUGUUGCCCGAUGAGAUACAAAAGAGCCGCCAAAAGAUUGUUUUCGCUACUAAAGAGCUUACAAACAUCGUCAGGGGUCCUCGAGAAAGCGUCAGAUAUGAUGUUUGGAGCUACCUGGAUACCUUGAGCCUGCAGCUAAUUAAUAGCUAUCAAAUUGCCAAACUCGUUCCACUGGACACUCCCAUCAAACUAACUGAGCUUCAAUCCAAAACUCCGUUGGAACCUAUCAACCUCGCUCGUGCUUUACGGCAUGCGAUGACCAACAAUAUAUUCUGCGAGCCAUCUCCAGGCCUCAUUGCCCAUACUGCAAAUUCGCGUCUCCUAGCCCAGGACGCCUCGCUCCAGGCCUGGAUUGGCUUCAAUUCAGAAGACAUUUUCCCUGCUGCUGGUCAUGUUAUGCAAGCGUUGAAAUCUCACCCGGAGGCAACCUCUUUGACUCACACGGGGUUCAAUUUCGCUUUCAGCACGGUUGGAGAGGAGCCCAUGUUUGAGACUCUUGGUAAGGAUCCAGUCAAGGCCAAACGCUUUGCUAAUGCGAUGCUCAGUUUCACAAGCGGAGAGGGUUAUGAAAUUAGCUAUUUUGUAGAUAACUAUGACCUCUCCGAGGUGAAUGAGCGCGGGGGCACACUCGUUGAUGUCGGUGGCAGCCACGGCUUCGUGGCUGUAGAACUGGCAAAAAAGUGGAAGAACAUGAAGUUUAUCGUGCAAGAUUUGUCUAAAACGAUAAACACUGCCCCGAAACUAAUUUGCGAGGAUGCAACCGUGGCAGAGAGAAUCUCCUUGCAAGUCCACGAUUUCUUCAAAGAGCAACCUGCCAAGGGUGCUGAUAUAUACUACUUUCGGUGGAUUUUUCACAACUAUUCAAACCCUUACGCUGUCUCGAUUCUGAAGAAUCUCAUUCCUGCUCUAAAGCCCGGAGCUCGGGUUAUCAUCAAUGAUUACUGCAUACGAGGACCAGGAUCAGAGAAUCCGUGGGAUGAAAAGCUAUUGAGAAGCAUGGAUAUGAUCAUGGGUACUCUCCUCAAUGCACAGGAGAGAGAGGAAAGAGAGUUUUGCGAGCUAUUCAAGGCAGCUGACCCUAGAUUCCACUUCAAGGGAGUACACAGGGUAGAAAAUUGCAAGAUGAGCGUUAUAGAGGCAGUGUGGGAUGAGCAGGGCGUUGAGGCUCAGGUCGAGGAGUGCGAGGAACAAGGCGUUUGA
This is a messenger RNA of Trichoderma harzianum CBS 226.95, 1509 nucleotides long. RefSeq lists its product as hypothetical. Gene Ontology annotation, molecular function: O-methyltransferase activity. The transcript is spliced from 5 exons. NCBI's taxonomy places the organism in Eukaryota, Fungi, Ascomycota, Sordariomycetes, Hypocreales, Hypocreaceae. The record is from RefSeq and is a predicted model, not a curated record. The coding region runs from base 1 to 1509 and encodes 502 amino acids.